UGUCAAGAGGCAGGAGCAGGAAACCUCUGACAAGAGUAUCCCUUUACGUGCCCGUCCCCGUCUGAGAUGCAGACCGACACGGUUUGGGGCUCUGCUGGGCUCAUAGGAGCGAGCAGACACCCCCCUGGAAUGGAAUGUAGAUAACUAACUGAUGGUGUUGGCUGCCCUCUGCAACAGACACAUACCGGCUCAUUCAACACUGGACAAUUCCACCCAGUGCCGCUGAGAGCGAGGAAAUCGGUCUACCACCCAGAGUGAAUACCUGUUCAAUCAAGGGAAAAGUGGCUGAGCUCCUUUCGGGCCCCCUAACACACAUUGUAAUAUUUAAUGGCAAACACUUUUGGAAAAAGAGCGGAAAGGAGGGUAACCUGAAACGCCUGGUCCUUCUAGUCUCCACUGAAGCACCACAGGCUCAGCUUGCUUGAGUUGUAACCCACACCCUGAGCGUUCCCUUAUAUGGAGGCAUAUCAACCGGUUGGUGCCAGAUUGUAAGAGAUGAAGAGAAGAAUUUCUGAGAAUUUAAGACUUGUGCAGUCAAUAAGCUCAAGGUUUAGAUUCAGGGUUACUUCAACAGUGUCAUAAGAGAACAUUUGACUUCCUCUGAUGGAAACAGCUGAAGGACACUAUGUGGUUAGCUUAGAACUUUGCGGUGAACAGUACUAUUUGAGGUUGGCUUGUUUAGUCUUCAUGGUUUGAUACCCCUUUCACUAACACCAAUGGCAAUUAUUUGCGUUAGUGAAAGGGAUGGAAAGUGUCCUACUUUAAAGAGCUCAGCACCUGACUGGUAUUGGUUUCAGCAGCGCUGCUGGCUACGCUUCACCUGUGUGUCAAGAGAAGGUGACGCCACACAUCCCCUGUGGUUACUAACAGCCAAUUAAAAAGCAGCUACACUUUCACAUCCCCAACAAUGGUAACCUAUCAGCUUUCAGCAGUCAGGUAAUGUAAUCUAACCAUGACUGACAGGCAGUAUUGUGUGCAUAUACACAUUCUUGCUAUACUUUAUUAAAUGUUCACUAAUGGAGCAUAUAAAGUUCACCAGUUGUCUGGUAUUGGUGAUUUUUGUUUGGUCUCAAUAUUUUUAUAGUGAGCAAUGUAAAAUUAAAAAAUGUUUUUCACAAUUUUCUGAAGAGAACACUCUUGAUAUCUUGUUAUUUUAUCUUCCUUCUCCCUCCAUCUUUCCCCCCCAUGUGUCCACCAGUCGUCCGUGGUGUUCUGCUCUCUCUGUCCCUGUGCCUCGUCCAAAGGCGGCCGGAAAGUAGCCGAGGGAAAGUCUUCUAAGGGGAAGGCCAAAGAGAGCAAGAAGAAACAAGUUCCCAAGAUAAUCUUCGGCAUUCGCUCCCACAAACAGAUCACUCAGAUGGGCCACGAGAUGAAUCGUACGCUCUCUGUGUUGCCCUCUUACCUCUCAUUGGAGGUCGUUGACUAUUACUGGGCCUGAAUUUAAUUAUUUUGAACUGAGAUUCACCCCAAUCCAGCUGUGAAAACCAUGACCUCUUCAGACAUGGAAACACACCUCCGAUCAUGAGUUUGAGUGGUGUUUCUGAUCCCAGUGACAGACACUUAAAGGGAGUGAAUUUGAGCUGCCUCUGAGCUCUAGAAAGAAAGGCUUCGUAACCCAACCCCACAGUUAAAGGACAGGCAGACAGCCCCCAUCACUGUCGCCCCAGGUGACAAUUACACCCCAUAAUAUCCCCAAUUGGUCAGUCUCUCUAGCACGAUGACGUGUCACGAGGCUUCAGACAGGUUUUGUGUCGGAUGGGAGACUUUAUAGCCAGUGUUACUGUUACAGUCCUAACUCCUGUUCUCCUCAAGGUGAGGGGGCUAGUGUAAUGAGCACACACAUACAAACACACAUGGGUCAGCCUGAUCGUAUAAUAAGCCCCUAUUUCGCUGUCACCAGAGGUGUCUAUCUGUCCUGUCCACCUCAGCCUACAGUCGCCACGGUGACAGUGUUACAUCCUGAUCUGUUACAGAGAAUAGAUGUCCCCGCGAUAACCCCAGAGGAUAGAAUGGCCACAGCUCCAUCACACUCAUUCUUCCAUCAGCCCUGUUUAUCCCUCCACUCUCCAGUCCUCUAGGCCCUGUCUAUAGCCAGUCUCUUGUUACAUACACCUGGCUCUGACUGAGCUUCGUUGGGUAAAAACUCCCCUGUUGUGUUUUCUCUUUUUGUGGAGUCAUGAAGUCAAAUCACACCCCUAAGCUGCCAUUGAGCCAAUAUAAGAAUUACUUGAGUGGACGCUAAUCCUUUAACCUUCGCCACACGCGUGCUCGCGCACACACACUGAACCGUUUGAAACAAAACCGUUUUAAGUGCAAAAGUUUAUCCAUGAUGUGUUGCAGAAAGUGAGCACCCAUCCACCCCUUUGAUAGCUGCCUUUCUUUCCAUGCCUUUGGCGGUAACGGAGUAUAGUCGGCACGUGUGUGUGUCACCGGGGAGCCGGCUGGUUGUGACAUGGUGGUAGAUGAGGCGCCUCUGAUGACCGGGUAAUGAGCCUUAGUACAUGAGACUGGAGACUGCCACCUGGGAAUUACCCCGAGCUAUUGGUAAUGCCAGAAGAGUUGUUGUUGGUACUGCGCUAUAUUGAGUGUGUGUUUGUACAUGUCCUAUGUGUAUAAACCAUGAUGAAGGUAUUGAUCAGUGUUGGUUCUGAGAGGUCCUCAAGGUCACAAGUAAGCUGAACUUAAUUAGUUUUCAUGUGUGUAUUGUCAAGGAUGAAAACAACUCUUCCUCCUCUCUCUCUUACGUACCACACGCAGGGAGUGUCGGGCUUGACCAGGUAGUGGUCAAGGAAUAUGUGCAGGGCGUGUUAUACCGCUUCAAAAACGGCGUGCACAAGAUGCAGGACCAGAACACUGCACUGGGUCCAUGGUCUCCAUCAGUCGGCUGGGGGGGAGGCUGAGGGCCUGCUCCUACUACGCUGCCAGGGACAUCAUGCCUGUAUCCUAUUCUGUCCCCACAACUAUCUACUGGACCCCAUCAUCAGGGAGAGCUUGGGUCAGGUGGGAAGGGCAGGCAUGGUGAGGGGAGCAGAGAGAAGGAUAAGGAGGAGUGAGAGAUGGGUGUAGUCUUCUAUCCCUAAAACAACCUACUGGACCCCAUUAUCAGGGAGAGCAUGAGUCUGGCAGAACGAGGGAUGCAGGGAAUUGUUGUUGGAGUUAGAGAAGGAGUGAGUGAUGAGGAUGUAGGCCUGAAGAAAAGGUGGUUUCACACAUUAAAGAAUAGAUGUGUCCUUUUACUUUUAGCUGAACAUAUUCCUUGACAACUACCUGGUCAAACCCACUGCAUGUCUACUAGGGUGCAGUGGGAGGGGAGGCUAUCUCCUUCCCUGCAGAUUCACAUCAACCUGAAGGGUCAGAUUGGGGUUCUGGAUGAGGCCCACAACAUAGAGGACUGUGCCAGCUACACCCUGAACAAACCCCAGCUGCUGUCUGCCAGGGAGAAGCUGGAUAACAUCAGGUGCUCCAACCACGAACCGCUGCUGGCCUUCUGCUGUUCCCUGCUCAAUUGGAUGCAGGAGAGCUGCAGUGUUCUGGCUGAGAGGGAGUAUGAGAUGUCCUGUCAGGUGUGGAAUGGCAAGGAGGUUUCUUCCAUACCAAGGUCAUCACCACUGACACCUUUGCGAUGCUGCAGAAGCACCUAGCAGCGGUGUUGGAGAAAGAGGGGUUGGGCUGGUGAAUGGGAGAGAGGACACAUUGGAGGUCCCCACCAUCAGCUCAGUCAGCUCCUCUGUCCUCAAGAGUCUCUUCAUUGUGCUAGACUUCCUCUACAGGGAGAAGAGCAGGUUUUCAGAGGACCACUGCGUGGUGCUGCAGCAGUCCUACACCUGGACCACUGCUCCAGACGUGCCAGAUGCUCAGGGCUUCUUCGCCAGGCCCAACCGCUGACGCCACAGUGCCAAGACCCUUGUACACACACUCAGCUUCUGGUGCCUCAGCUCAGCCGUGAUGCUUGACAAGCUGUGUGACUGCUUGACCAACACAGGGCUGGGGGACAGGAAGACGGUGAUCACAGAGCCUAGAGGAGGAGAGAACUAUGAUGCCAUCAGAAUCAGUGGAGAGUUUGCAUGGGACAGAGGUGAGACUGGGCUGUCUCACUCUCUCUUCUUCACUCUCUGUGUCUAUCUUUGUCAGUCUGUCUGUAUCUCUCUUGUGCAAGGGAUUGAGCACCAAUUGGUUUGGUGUUGGGUACCCUUUUAAAUGUGGAAGAAUUCUAGUCAUAUCUGUUUAGGACAGAUGACUGGGUUGAUAUUGGGGUUGUUUCUGCUGUGCUGAUGGCUGUGUGUAGAGGGAAGGUGAGUGAAGGACUGGACUUCACAGACGACAACGCCAGAACAGUGGUCAACGUCGGCAUCCCCUUCCCCAACAUCAAGGACCUGCAGGUGGAGCUGAAGAUGAAGUAUAAUGACCAGCACUGUAAAGCCAGGGGUCUGCUGUCAGGCUCCCGCUGGUAUGAGAUCCAGGCCUACAGAGCCAUCAACCAAGCCCUGGUCAGGUGUAUUAGACACAAGAAUGACUGUGGAGCCCUCAUUCUGGUAGAUGACCGGUUUGGGAACAACCCCAACAAAUACAUUUCAGGUCUGUACAAGUGGGUGCUUAACCUUUUCAGGCACAACAACGCCUUCAUCUGUGCUAUGCAGUCGCUGAUGACCUUCUUCAGGUGCCAACAGGGAGCAGGAGAGACCCAUGGAGCAGGGAGCCAGAUGUUCAACAGCACCACCAUCCUGUUCAGCCAGUCAAUCUCUAGUGACUGUGGAAGAUCUGUCCCACUGUCGGCCCAGUCCUAGCCCCAGCUCAGACAGCCUUCUCUGGGCCACGAUGCACCACACUACCAUACUACCACCUCUCAGGUCCCAGAGCCCCACACCCAGCUACAGGGGGUCAGGUCCUGGGUUCCCCCUAUGGUCUCUGUCCCACCUGCUCUGUGGCCUCUGUCCACCAUCAGCCAUGGAAACACAGAUGAGAUGUAUAGAGAUGUAUUACAUUAGAUAAAUAAGUUAUUUCAGGGAAGUUGGUAGAUUAUCAGAGGUUUGAUUGGUGCAUAAAAACAUACGAAAGCUUCAUCCAGAGCUCUUUGCGUUAACUCCUUGUAUAAGUGGUUCCUAAUGAGUCCAUUGCAUCAGUCAGUCUUCCACAAAGGUCUCCCACUACCUCGACUGCAUGACCUCACUGCAGACCAACAUCUGGUGUGUUCCUCUCUCUUGUUAUUCAUGAUGGGAUGGUAUUAUAUGAACAGUCCUGUCCCAGUAAAGUGGAUGGGAACAGGGGAACAAUGUGUGAGGCUUUUUGGAUCUACUUCUCUGAUAAAUAAAUGUAAUGGAACAAGGAUGUUAGGGGUGUAGAGGAGCAAUGCUCAUGCCGUUUCCUCCUGCAAGGGUUUCAUUUGAUCAAUGUUCAGGAUUCUUAGCUUCGGUUUUAGUCAAAUCAUUUUACAUUUCUUCCUCUUUAGGAAUCUUAAGACAUGUUGAUGUACAAAAUGCUGUGUAUAUAUGUUUUAGGUCCGUUUUGCUUCUGAUCCUACCCUCCGCUGUUUGUUACAGCAGAACCUCUUAUAGGUGUCAAGCUAAGUGAGUGUAAAUGCAGUGAGAUAUCAGGCUUCAUAUGGUACCUUGGACCUCACUGAGGAUGGAUCCAUAGAAAAACAUGGGGUCUGAACCUAACGGAAUGAUAGUACUAUGAGGUCACUGGGUUUAUAAAUUAAGUGGAUACACUCCGUUCUAGAGCUCUAGUCUAUUGUCUGUCUCGUUACUUGGGUCGCUGUAAGGCUGAGCUGUUUGGUCAAUUGCGUUUUGAGGGGUGGGUGGGGGUGUCAGGAGCUGGAUCAGGUGGGGGGAGUUUGUAUGUGCACCAAUCUGUCUCAUUACUACGAGACCUUAUACAUGGCUGAGUGAUGCUGGGUUGGUCUGAAGCAAGCAGCUUGAUGAGCAGAUGUUAGACUGUUGCUUUAAAUAAAUCACAUUGACCAUUGUUUGUGUUAUAUUGAGCGUGAGACGGUGGUGGUGAUUUCUUCUCCACUGCACUGUUCUGGAUAAGAGUCAGAAAGACAUCAUUUGCCCACACCCCUAAACCACUAAACAUGUGCAGUGUACUGUACACUAACCUAGCUGUUACGGGCCCAGCAUAUAGGAUCCUUGAGGCCAAUGUUGGCAUUGUCAAUGUACUUCCCCCGUUAUUUUCUCACCUUUACUGUCAACACCUGAUGACUGCUCCAAUCAGCUCAUCUGAAUGUCUAAAUAUAUUAUAAGUAUUCAUACAACUGUGUUGUCUUUCCUUUCUAUGGUUUCCCAUAACGUGUGUAUUCUCUGUGGGCACGUGACCAGAAGCAGACACAGCAACACCCCUCCACUCAUCUGAAGAGUGAUCCCAAGGCCCCUCCCCCACUGUCUCCACCACCCACGGCCCCUGCACCACCUCCACCCCUGUGAGCUCCACCCACUUCAAGACCCCUCCAUCUUCCGGGACCCAGGCCGGCGUUGUGGUCCUCUGGUCGUCCCGCCACGGCCUGACUCUGUGGAGGGGGAGAAGGAGAACCAGGAGAAUGUAAGUCUGGAUCCCCUGCCCAGGAAGGAAGGCCCGUAAGGGGACGGAUGGACCGGCAGCUACCCCUCCCAGCCAGGACCAGAGCCCAGACGAUCCCACCCUGCUAGAGGAAGACCAGAGCAUCUUCACACCUGAGAUGUUUGAUGAUGAAGAGGAUGUGGACCAAGCCUCUCCCCAGGACAUUGCAUUGGACGAUGAAAGGGGAGGGAACUGUGCUUGCUGCCAGCCUUGCUCUAUCUACCGGAACAGCCCAGGCUGUGUCUGAGGACCUGUUUGGCCCAGAGCAGGGGCACAGGAACGGUCAUUACCACUGAUACCCAGAGGGGCGGCGCUCUUGCUCCCUCAGCUAGUAGAGACUGUCAGUGUGAGAUGGGAACAGGACAGGCAGCGAAAGUGGUGACAUGGCCCAACAGCAAGAGACCCAGAGACAGGAGGACCAAGGUCAGGGAGAAGGACAGGAGGUGAACCAGACCCAGGCGCAGGGUCAGACCCAGGGGGGACCCAGGGCCAGAACAGGCAGAUAGGCAGCAGGACACGCAGGCUGUCCAGGUCCAG
Messenger RNA from Oncorhynchus mykiss (rainbow trout), 7092 nucleotides. The record is from RefSeq and is a predicted model, not a curated record. NCBI's taxonomy places the organism in Eukaryota, Metazoa, Chordata, Actinopteri, Salmoniformes, Salmonidae.